AUGCUCGAGAUUAAGGAAACACUGACAACCAUGCACAUCCCUUGCGAGCCGAACCGAGAAACGGACUGCGUACAUAACCGUUUCGAGGUCCCUACGUAUCUCCGGAGCCCAAGAUCCAAUACCAAUGAAGUUAAUAAGAGAUCACCUGGGAAGCACCAGCUUUCAAAUAGAAAAAGAAUCAUCAAAAAUCGCCCCACUCAAUCGAACGUUCUGAGAUUGUGCGAGCCAGCAAUAGGAAGA
Molecule: messenger RNA, 240 nt
Organism: Iphiclides podalirius (scarce swallowtail)
Lineage: Eukaryota; Metazoa; Arthropoda; Insecta; Lepidoptera; Papilionidae
Source: the annotation of a GenBank genome assembly